Messenger RNA from Salarias fasciatus (jewelled blenny), 1369 nucleotides. RefSeq lists its product as uncharacterized. The transcript has 8 exons. NCBI's taxonomy places the organism in Eukaryota, Metazoa, Chordata, Actinopteri, Blenniiformes, Blenniidae. The record is from RefSeq and is a predicted model, not a curated record. The coding region runs from base 136 to 1242 and encodes 368 amino acids.
GUUAUGGUGCUGGUGGAGCUGGAGUGCUGCCAGGUGGAGGCAUACGCUACCCGACCGGAGCAGGAGUAGGAGCAGCAAAACCAGGAAAAGCAUACGGGACGUUUGGAGGCCCAGGCUUGUUUGGGCCUGGCAGCUAUGGAGCUGGUCCUGGUGGCUAUGGAACGGGUCCUGGGGGUUAUGGAACAGGACCUGGGGUCUACGGGGCUGGCCCGGGUGGAUAUGGAAACAGAGGUACAGGUUUUGGUCCUGGGGGAACUGGGACCCUCGGCGUUGGGACUGGCCCAGGGAUUGGAACUGGAGUGGGAGGAACAGCGGGAGCGGGUUCUGGAGGACUCGGUGGUGGACUCGGUGGUGGACUCGGUGGUGGACUCGGUGGUGGACUCGGGGGAUACGGUGGUGGCGCGCAGCCUGAUGGUUCUCGAUACGGCACGGGUCCAGGUCUGGGUACUGGCCUUGGAAAACCACGAAAAAGUUAUGGAGCUGCUGGAACUGGAUUGGGGCCUGGUGGCUACGGAGCUGGUCCAGGUGGUGUUGGUUUUGGUCCUGGUGCUGGUACUGGCACUGGCACUGGUACUGGUACUGGCACUGGUAUUGGUACUUAUGGACAGACUGGUGCAGGACUGGGCACUGCUGGAAUUAGGCCAGGCGGCUUUGGACCAGGUGGAGCCGGGGCUGUACCUGGUGUUUACACUGCUGGAGGUCCAGGACUGGGGACCAGAAAACCCCCCAAAUCAGGCUACGGAUCCUCAGCUUUGGGUGGAGCUGGCUAUGGACCUGGUGGUGCUGGCACAGGACCAGGAUUCGGACCUGGUGGUGCUGGCACAGGACCAGGAUUCGGACCUGGUGGUGCUGGCACAGGACCAGGAUUCGGACCUGGCGGUGCUGGAACAGGAACAGGAUUUGGACCAGGCGGUGCUGGAACAGGAACAAGAUUUGGACCUGGCGGCACCGGCACAGGGCCAGGAUUCGGACCUGGUGGUGCUGGAACAGGAACAGGAUUUGGACCAGGUGGUGCUGGAACAGGAACAGGAUUUGGACCUGGCGGCACCGGCACAGGACCAGGAUUCGGACCUGGUGGUGCUGGAACAGGAACAGGAUUUGGACCAGGUGGUGCUGGAACAGGAUUUGGACCUGGUGGUGCUGGCACAGGAACAGGAUUUGGACCAGGAAGCCAAGGACUGGGAAAAAGAAAACCUUCAAAAUCUGGAUAUGGAGGCACCGGCUACGGAUCAGGAGUAUUAGGAGGUGGGACUGGAGCUAGACCUGGUGGCUAUGGCCCGGGCGGUGCUGGAACUGGUGGAUUUGGACCAGGUGGAGCUGGACCAGGUGGAGCUGGACCAGGUGGCUUUGGACCAGGUGGAGCUGGACC